CGUCCACUAAAACGUCCGUAUUGUUAUCACAGAGCAAGCCACGUGUGUGUUCCCAUCGCACUCGAGGCUGGUCAACGUGAUCGGAUUUCAUUCCUGUGUUCUCGCGAAAACUAUAGCCUUUGAAGUCCGAUCGGUGUAUAUAUAUGUCUGUGGAAGAGCGGCUUUCCUUUGUCACGAACAACCUCUAUUUCUCCGAUUUCUCUUCACAGAAUGGUCCUUGAAUCUGGUGUAGUGUUUUGCCUUCCGGACACUGUGGCUGACUGGCCAUGGCCCCGCAAAAUUAAUCCCUAUUAUGAAGAAGUGAAGGUCGAAUCGGAAGCAUGGUUUCGCUCUUUCAAGGCGUUUUCACCAGAAGCCCAACGUGCAUUUGAUCGCUGUGACUUCAGUUUGCUAGCUUCCUUGGCAUACACAACGGCAACUAGAGAACAACUGCGUACUGGAUGCGACUUGAUGAACUUGUUUUUUGUUUUCGACGAGUACACGGACAAUGAAACUCCCGAAGUAGUCCGUCAAUAUGCUGAAAUUGUGAAGGAUGCGCUUAGAAACCCCUUCAAACCGCGACCCAGCAAUGAAGUUGUUCUUGGACUUGUUGCACAGCAGUUUUGGGCUCUUGGUAUCAAAACUUCCAGCAUCACUGCUCAGAAGCGCAUCGUUGAGACUUUUGGACGUUAUAUGGAUUCCGUAGUCACACAAGCAGAGGAUCGGCAUCAGCGCCAUACCCGGAAUGUCAAAGAUUAUUUUGAAAUCCGUCGAUUUACCAUUGGGACUGGCCCGUCUUAUGCGGUGCUAGAGCUGGACUAUGACUUACCUGAUGAGGUGUUUUAUCAUCCAACCGUCGUUGAACUGGGGCGCUUGGCUUGUGACCUGAUAAUCAUUGACAACGAUCUUGCUUCGUAUAAUAAGGAGCAGGCGUCGGAAGAAUAUCCUCACAAUAUCAUUGUCUGUGUCAUGAACGAGCAGAAAUGUGAUCUCGAUGAAGCACUAUCAUGGGUGGAAGAUCUUCACCGGUCGAUCAGGACCAAAUUUCGAACGUUAUGGGAGGAAAUACCGAAGUGGGGACCCGGAAUAGAUGAUAUCGCAUCUCUUUACCUUGACGGUAUCGCAAACUGGGUUCGCGCCAAUGAUUGCUGGAAUUUCGAGAGUGGGCGGUACUUCGGGUCGAAUGGUAAAGCCAUUCAACAGCACAGGAUGGUCACUUUGAUACCUAAUCAACUUUCACUGGGCGAGCCCAUUCUGAUACACACGCAAUAAACCGUUAUAUUGUUACCUAGUCGCAUUAUUUAUUCGGGCUAUGCUAGACUUGUUUGGGUAUUUGGCAAUUGCAGUAUUUGGCAAUUGCUGGACAGGGUACCAUGGUAGGCAUCUGGAAACAAACGACCGACAAAUUGACGC
Guyanagaster necrorhizus is the source of this 1392-nucleotide messenger RNA. RefSeq names its product terpenoid synthase. The transcript has 6 exons. Gene Ontology annotation, molecular function: terpene synthase activity. The record is from RefSeq and is a predicted model, not a curated record. Bases 211 to 1251 code for a protein of 346 amino acids. NCBI's taxonomy places the organism in Eukaryota, Fungi, Basidiomycota, Agaricomycetes, Agaricales, Physalacriaceae.